ACCGGCCGAGCUGCAGGUGGCAACUACCGUCUUUGCUGUCAUACCAGCCUGUGACAACAAUAUCUAAGGUCUUGGGAUCGGCAGUGAUGCGCCUCGUCAUCGGAACGCUGCUGCUGGCGGUGGCGCUGGCUCUACCGCCACCUCAGCACUCGACGGCCACGGACCAGGCCUCCGGUCAGGUGACCGCCUCUUCCCACCAGCAGACCGACGUUGCUCAGAUGACCGACGCUGAGCUUCUCUCUGCGCUGAUUGGGGGGGCCGCGCCGGAUGUCCCGGCCGCGGAGGUCGUCCCUGUCCCCCCGGCCGCGGAGGUCGCCCCUGUCCCCCCGGCCGCGGAGGCCGCGCCCGUCCCCCAGACCGCGGAGGCCGCCCCUGUCCCCCAGGCCGCGGAGGCCGCGCCGACUGCCGAACUGACCGACGCCGAGCUGCUAGCUGCGCUGGGGCUGGGCGCCAACCAGGGCGAGCCAGAGCGCUGUCAGGACUCACAGUACGUCUGCGUGCCGUACUACCUUUGCCGCGAGGAGGAGAUCGUCACCGACGGCGCGGGCCUCAUCGACAUCCGCUUCGGCAACAACCAGCUGGAGAACGACACGGCGCCGCUGACGCACUCAGAGUGCGGCAAUUUCAUCGACGUAUGCUGUCGCGACCCCAUGGCCAAGCCGGAGAUCAAGGAGCCGGAGUAUGUGCCCCGCUGCGGCCGGCGUAACGAGUUCGGCGUCAACGCACGCAUCGUGGGCUUUGCCGAAGGCGAGUCGCAGUUCGGCGAGUUCCCCUGGAUGGCGGCUGUGCUGCGCGUGGAGGAGGUGGGCGGCCAGGAGAAGAACCUGUUCGUGUGCGGCGGCGCGCUGGUGCACCCGCAAGUGGUUAUGACAGCCGCCCACUGCGUCUACGAACAGGAGUCGACCUCCCUGCGCGUCCGGCUCGGUGAGUGGGACACGCAGCACACGACCGAGUUCUUCCCGCAUGUGGACGUGGCCGUGGCGGAAGUGGAAACACACGUCGACUUCAACGGCCGCAACCUGCACAACGACAUCGCGCUGCUCUUCUUGGCGGAGCCAGUGCAACUGCAAGAGCACAUCGACACGCUUUGCCUGCCCGACCCGGCCGUCAACUACACGGGCGCCGACUGCGUCGCCACCGGCUGGGGCAAGGACCGCUUCGACAGCGGCCAGUACCAGACAGUGCUGAAGCAGGUGGAGCUGCAGCGGGUCGGCCAUGACUACUGCCAGACCCAGCUGCGUACGACGCGACUCGGCACCCGCUUCGUUCUGGACGACUCCUUCACGUGCGCCGGCGCGCCGGAGCCGCUCGCCGUCGCCACCACCGAGGGCGCGCCGAAGGUGGCCCAGGAGGACGCCAAGGCAGGCACAGUGGCCGACACGUGCACCGGUGACGGCGGCUCUCCGCUGGCCUGCCGCGACCCCGCAGACCCGGAACGCUACGUGCACGGUGGCAUCGUGGCCUGGGGCAUCGGCUGCGGUGAGAAGGGCAUCCCGGGCGUGUACGCCGACCCGCAGCGCUUCGUCUACUGGAUCGACGAGCUGAUCAGCGAGUACUUCCAGCUGCCGCAGUCAUACUUCGGCCUGAAGGAGCCGGUGGCGCAGGCCGCGCAGCCCUAGACACGGGCGCUGUGAUAGCUGGACCGCUGUGUGGAGACAGGUCAGGCCUGAGCACAAUCGGUUGUUGCUACUAACUUCACGGUUGGAUUACUAUCUAGACGUCUGGUGUUGGAUCUCUGAGUUGCGAACUGCUGUCUCAUGACCUUUGCGAGUCUAAUAUGCCCGGCACAUCAUGCGGAUGGGUGAGAUAUCAAUGUUUCCAUACAAACACCAUCAGUAUUACUAGGCAGCGCGCGAGCCUGGUUGGUCACUGGUCCUUAUCCUGUGUUGAGGCAGGUGGCCACAUGGGAGUUGGGAUCGUUAAUUGAGAUCAAAGUGCUCCGGUUUCUUUUCUUUGUCACUAGACGACAUAGAAACCCCAAAACAUGACGCAGUUGGGGCUCGCGACCGGGUCCGUUUUUAUAUGGAACCAUACUACCUGUGUCAUGCAUUUUUAGUUGGAGCAGUUCUACCUGUGUCGGAAUACAAAACUUGUGAUUUUUGAA
Molecule: messenger RNA, 2104 nt
Organism: Pollicipes pollicipes
Lineage: Eukaryota; Metazoa; Arthropoda; Thecostraca; Pollicipedomorpha; Pollicipedidae
Product: phenoloxidase-activating factor 2
Exons: 3
Coding region: 87-1619 (510 amino acids)
Biological process (GO): proteolysis
Molecular function (GO): serine-type endopeptidase activity
Source: RefSeq, a predicted model, not a curated record